Messenger RNA from Peromyscus californicus insignis, 3004 nucleotides. RefSeq names its product niban apoptosis regulator 3 (gene Niban3). The transcript has 9 exons. The coding region runs from base 584 to 2317 and encodes 577 amino acids. The record is from RefSeq and is a predicted model, not a curated record. NCBI's taxonomy places the organism in Eukaryota, Metazoa, Chordata, Mammalia, Rodentia, Cricetidae.
AUCUAUUACCAGUUGAUAAACUUCCCACCCACAGUGUGACCCACACAAUGUCUACAGAUGUUAUCAGCUGUCCCUUGGUGGACGGUAUCGAUCCUUGAGUACUCUUGCUUUGGGAAGGAAAUGAAGUACCCACCGUCCCUGGGAGGACAUCAGUAAAGCCAAUGGAACAAAACCCAAACAGCAAAGAGUCUGAAGAUCAAAACAAAAGCAAUACACACCUUUACUCCCAGCACCUGGAGGCGGAGGCAGGCAGAUCUCUGAGUUUGGGGCCAGCCUGGUCUACAGAGUAUGUUUCGGACAGCCAGGGCUACACAGAGAAACCUUGUCUUGGAGAACAAACAAACAAAUAAAGUAACAAAACAAUACAAUAAAAAUUAGGGCUGGAAAAAUGGCUCAGUGGAUCAGAGUUCGAUUCCCAGCACCCACAUCAGGCUGUUCACAACUGCCUGGAACUCCGGCUCCAGGGCAUCUGAUGCCUCUUACCUCAGGCACCUACAUAUAUAUGUAUAAACAUACAGAUGGUUAAAAAUAAUAAAAAAAACCCCAUAAAACCCAGUGUCAGUAAGCAUGCAAGGAGACAGGCAUGGUGGGAAGCAGUGUGCAGGCUUGGGCCAGGGUGCACAGGCCCGCUGGGGUCCUGGGCUUCGAGUUUCUCCCGCUCUGUCGCUGUUCACUUGUUCCAAAAACGAUGCAGAGUUCAUCUUGCCGAACCCACGGAGUACUAGGGCCUCGGCUGUGUUUAAUCUUUGAGAGUUUUUGCUCUAAGUCCCAGGCUGGUCCAGAAGUCACACUAGCUCUUUCAGGCUGCUGUCUUGCUUUCAGGAGACCUCGCUCAGGAGGAGCCGCUGAGAGUGCUGGAGGAGCCGGCGAGCUUCCCGCUCUUCCUCGCGCACCCUUUCCGGGCUCACCUUUGCUUCUGUGCGGGCACGCGAGGAGAGCAGCGCGCCUGGAGGCUCGGCCUGCAGGGUGCCAUCCGGCUGAGAGCCACCGGUGCGUCCCAGGGUGGGGCGCAGGCGGGGAGCGGGAGGACGAUGGGCGCAGGUGUGGGGCUCCCUGGGGAGGGCCGGGGCAGAGCGCGUGGUUGACGGCACCCUCAGUCCUGCAGCGCAGCCGGGCGCCUGCGGCCUGCGCCUUCCUGGAGGCCGUGCGCCUCUAUCGACGACGCCGGGGCUUUGCCGGUGGCGACGACGCGACCCUGGGCUCCGACGCGGAGGUGAGCGGUGUCCCGGUGUCCCGCAGGCCCGGGCAGGUUCCGCCACCCGCCACACACCACACUCUCACGCCUCCCCUGCAGGUGCUGAGCGCCGAGCUGAUGCGGGAACUGUUGCCGGCGCUGCGCGCACAGACGCUGCGGGGCCUGCGAGGCGCGGGGCGCGCCCGGGCCCGGGCCUGCGCGGAGUUCCUCGACGCUGUGCACGCGACCGUCCUGGCCCGGGUAUCCGCAGGGCUGCGCGCAUUCCAGCCAGAAAAAGACGCGCUGCUGGCGAAGCUCGAGAGGACAGUGCGCGCAGAGUUCGAGCAGAUCAUGCAGCAGCGAGCCCAAUGGGCACAGAAAGUAGAAGCCGAGAUCCGAGACCCCCUGGAGGCAUGCCUGUGCCGCAUGGUGGAUCCGCAACUGCCUCAGCUUACCCUUGCGCUGCUGAGCCCCGUGGAAGCCACGCUCCAAACCGUUCGCACUCUCCUCAUCCGGGGCAUGGACCGGCUGUCCCACCACCUGCACAAGAAUCCUUCUGGCACACGGCUACGCCGGGAGGUUUAUGAAUUUGGGGAGAUACCUUGGGACCCAGAGCUGAUGCAGGCCUGCUAUCGGGAGGCAGAGAGAAACCGCAGCCACCUGGCCCAGCUGGCAGAACCAUUUGGCUUCCUGGGGAUGCGGAGCCUGGUGUUUGGGGCCCAAGAUCUUGCACAACAGCUUAUGGCGGCCGCUGUCACCACCUUCCUACAACUGGCUGAUCAAUGUCUGACGUCGGCUCUGGACUGCGGCCAGGCAGCUGAGCAGCUGGAGAAAGUCAGGGGCCUUGUGCUGAAGAAGUUCACCUCGGACAGUGAGACCACUCGGUGGAGGUUCACCCGGGACAGGCUGCUGGGAAUCUUCUGGCCCUUUGUGUGGAGCCAGCUUGGGGUGAGCUCUAACUUGGAACAGCCUGAGGUGGAUGGGGACAUCCUGGCCAUGGGCUGCCAGGUUCUGACCACUGAGGGUGUCUGCAGGGACGUCAUCCAGGGCCUCCUUCUGCAGAGGAUUGACAGAGAGUUGAAAAAGAGUCUUGGUGCCAGUGACAGAGUGUGCUCUCCAGCUGGCUGCUCGGUAUCCCUGUGAACCAGGAAGGAGCAAUUUCCACAGCCGUGUAUUCACAUGAAGUCACAUGAAGGGAGUAAUAGAAAGGCCCUUGUAUGGUCAGAUAUUUAUAUACAAGGAACUUGAGUGUCCCUCCACCUGCCACAUAGACCAGGGUGAACCUGCACACACAGCCCUAUGGGUGAAAUCCCGUGGAAUCGCGGGUGUGGAGAGGCAGGCUGGCAUUUCCACGGGGCUCUGCGGCGUGUUCUCCCGCCUGGCCACUGUGUCGCAUAGCUCUUCAGUUCCUCUGGCUUCGUGAGCCUUAUCCCUGCUUCAGCCUCCUUGGCUGUGGAUCCGUCAGGCCCUACCCCUGGCUUGGGACAUGGGACAUGCAGGUGACAGUUAUCAUCUCCACAGACGAGGGAGCUGAGGCUCAGGUCUGAAAUGGAGAGACCGACCCUGGUGGCCAAAUUCAGCCACUCCACCCACCAUUGCUUCCAAGAACAUUCCAGAGCUGGUCUUCACCCACGCCCAUCCUGGUGGACAAUGGAUACAGACCCAAGUGUGUGAACUGCUUCUGGCUUUUCAACUGCUGCACAUCCAACAAAGCAUCAUAGAUUGUAUGUUCCUGCUAGAAUUUGUACACUCAAGUUCUGAGCUAACCUGGGCUACCAUAAUAAGACAUUGUAUAAUAAAAAUAAAAAAUCCAAACCUCUGUUGAUUUGA